UCGGUGGUGCGGGGAGCGGGAGGGAGCAGCGGCCGCUCUGGUCGGCGGACGUGCUGCCGAGCAGUCCCGGAAGCGAAGGAGCGAUGGCGGAGAGUCCGACUGAGGAGGCGGCGACGGCAGGCGCCGGGGCGGCGGGCCCCGGGGCGAGCGGCGUCGCCGGUGUUGUUGGCGUUAGCGGCGGCGGCGGGUUCGGGCCGCCUUUCCUGCCGGAUGUGUGGGCGGCGGCGGCGGCAGCGGGCGGGGCCGGGGGGCCAGGGAGCGGCCUGGCUCCGCUGCCCGGGCUCCCGCCCUCGGCCGCUGCCCACGGGGCCGCGCUGCUUAGCCACUGGGACCCCACACUCAGCUCCGACUGGGACGGCGAGCGAACCGCGCCGCAGUGUCUACUCCGGAUCAAGCGGGAUAUCAUGUCCAUUUAUAAGGAGCCUCCUCCAGGAAUGUUCGUUGUACCUGAUACUGUUGACAUGACUAAGAUUCAUGCAUUGAUCACAGGCCCAUUUGACACUCCUUAUGAAGGGGGUUUCUUCCUGUUCGUGUUUCGGUGUCCGCCCGACUAUCCCAUCCACCCACCUCGGGUCAAACUGAUGACAACGGGCAAUAACACAGUGAGGUUUAACCCCAACUUCUACCGCAAUGGGAAAGUCUGCUUGAGUAUUCUAGGUACAUGGACUGGCCCUGCCUGGAGCCCAGCCCAGAGCAUCUCUUCCGUGCUCAUCUCCAUCCAGUCCCUGAUGACUGAGAACCCUUAUCACAAUGAACCUGGCUUUGAGCAGGAGAGACAUCCAGGAGACAGCAAAAAUUACAAUGAAUGUAUUCGGCAUGAGACCAUCAGAGUGGCGGUCUGUGACAUGAUGGAAGGAAAGUGUCCCUGCCCUGAACCCCUACGAGGGGUGAUGGAGAAGUCCUUCCUGGAGUAUUAUGACUUCUAUGAGGUGGCCUGCAAAGAUCGUCUGCACCUUCAAGGCCAGACUAUGCAGGACCCUUUUGGAGAGAAGCGGGGCCACUUUGACUACCAGUCCCUCUUGAUGCGCCUGGGACUGAUUCGUCAGAAAGUGCUGGAGAGGCUCCAUAAUGAGAACGCCGAAAUGGACUCUGAUAGCAGCUCGUCUGGGACAGAGACAGACCUGCACGGGAGCCUGAGGGUUUAGACCCUGCUCCCCUCUCCCCUCCCCCCACUCGAGAGUCCCAGCAAAGUCCCUUCCCCCCACCCCAGGGAUGGAGAGGCACUUGUGUAUCUCCCUCCAAAUGUGACAUCAUCCCGCAAGAUGGCAAGAACCAAGCAAGCUUGGAUCCCAGGGUGUGGAAGUGGGGAGGCUGUUCCCGAUCUGACCUCCUUGGCUCUCGAGCAUCUGGGGCUGUGUUCAUCCCAUAUCAGGGGCCAAGGUACCUAUGCAGGAGCACCUAGGGCGAGGGCCUCUGGCAAAAACAAAACAACCAACACACCUCUCCACAGGGCCAGCUCCUUAGGGACAGGUGGAGACAGAAAUUGCAAUUCCUAGAGGGAGUGUGCCCAAAUGAUUUAUGGGGAUAUCUGGAAGGGAGCUUGGGGUGGGGGGCUGUCUGUGACACUUAAGCAGUCUGGGUGGUUGUCUGUCUGUCUGUCUUCAGUUUUGAAGCAGGGCUUCCCAAUGCCCUUUUCCUCCCUGCCUCUUUACCCCCAUCAUUUCCCACAGGCCAGCAUAAUUUUGUUUUUCCUAAUUUAUAGUCACUGUUCUAGACAGACCAAAGAGAAGGAACAGUGGUGGAGUCUAGGCUGCUGAUGAGUAAGCUUUACCUAGCACCUGAGCACCUUUCUCCUCUGCCCCCCCCCUUCCCUCACCCAUUCUAGAUUUAAGACAGAAGGUAAAUGUGACUGGGCCUGAACCAAGGUCUUGGUAAAGCCUGCACAGGCACCAUAAGAAGCUGAAUUGCCGUUUGUUCCCACAAUCACCGAUUUGAAAAGUUCCCAAUGCAGACAACUGUUGUGUGUAUGGGAUUAGAGCCACUACAUAGAACAGUCUCUUACAGAUUUUUCAUAAAUACUAGUCACAAUGAGGGUAUUACUCCUGGGGGUGGGGUACAGGGGGGAGGCUGAUGCUAGUCCUAUUGUAUUUUGUUUGGCUGUCCUUGUGUGUUUUCACCUCAGCCUGUAGUCCCCCUCCUCACUUCAAGGCCCAGGGAGGGGGCUUCCGUGGUGGUGGGGCUUCCGUGGUGGCGCAGUGGUUGAGAGUCUGCCUGCCGAUGCAGGGGACACGGGUUCAUGCCCCGGUCCGGGAAGAUCCCACAUGCCGCGGAGUGGCUGGGCCCGUGAGCCAUGGCCAUUGAGCCUGCGUGUCCAGAGCCUGUGCUCCGCAACGGGAGAGGCCACAACAGUGAGAGGCCCGUGUACCAGUUUAAAAAAAAAAAAAAACAGGCCCAGGGAGUUGUGGGGAGCAAGGGUGGCCAAUGGCAGAGGGGAUUGAAGCUGGGACUCUGUGAAGACUCCUCUCCUUCUCUCCCCCCCCACCCCCAACUGCUCUUUGUCACUGACUCUGAUGGGUGUUUGCCUGGCUGUGUCGCUUCUCUAUUUAGCUGCAGUGAUCCUUUAUCUGGUUGGCUCAGAAAAAUGUACUUUAGGUGCCCUGUGACACUGGGCAUCAAGGGAACCCAUCCUUCCCCUUUUUGAUGUGUUCUCCUGUACUUUCCAGAUUCUUACUGAUAGGUCUCCCAGUGGGGUAUUGGUGAUCCACAUGACACAGGGCCUCAGUCAGUAUCCAGCCACAUGUAAGGGAGAGGAUAACUUGUACCUGCUCUGCCCGCUGCUAGAGAGGCCUCUGCCUUGUGGGUCAUGAGACUUCCUGGGGAAGUUGGGAAGGGGGUUGGGCACAAAGGAGAAUGUCCUACUUGGGAGGGCAGGAAGCAAAGGAACUGGACAGGAAGUGGGCUUGGGGGACAGAAGUAUUAGCUUUGAAACCUGAAGGCUGGGCCUCUUCACAAGAAGACUCAAGAAGGGGCCCUGCUUCCAAUUUCCCUCUUCCAUUCCCAGAGCUAGUACAGGCUUGGAAGAAUGCCCUUGGUCUGUUGGUCCAGUGUUACCUGUCAUACAUUUAAGUGUUCCCACUUUCAAGUGACAAUCCUCUCCUUGGUCCUGCCAUGGGCAGAGCAUGUCUGGCAUACUAGCCUGACUUUUACGUCCUAAUCUUGAGUUGAGGAAAUAUAUGCACAGGAGUCAAAGAGAUGUCUUUAUAUCUGACUGUACAUAAAUGAAGUUUUUUGUUUUUUUUUUUUUCUUUUUGGUGCAAUAAAGUUUGUUUUGGCAGAAGGAGGAAGCGCCUAUGGGUGUGGGAGGGUUUGUGUAAAAGGAAGAACGGGAUUGUUUUGACAGCCACACCUCUCACCUAGGCCUGAAACUGUCAGGGAUAAAGAUAGUGCUCAGUGGAAGCCAAAAACUUGGGUUACGUGGUGUGGGUGGAAGCAGGACUACUGGUGGCAAAAGUUCCCAUCAUUAAGAAAUAAGGUCCUUUUUUUGAGGCUGUAACUUUGGCAGUCAGGAGAGGAAUGCCAUCUUAGCCUCGGCUGCUUUGAAAGAAAUACCUGUUCAGGAAGUGAGCUUGUCCUCAAGGACAGGCAGAGGUAGAGAUGGGCUCAGGCUAUAUAUCCCCUUGCUAAGGGAAAGGUGUCUUAGUAUGGAUAGUCCAAACCAUUGGGUUUUCAGUUUUCUGAUACCAAACGACCCCUUCUUAGGAAUUCAGAAUUCAGACCAUGAAGACGGGGCUUAAUGCUGGCCUCCCAGCUCAUCACCUUCUCUACUUGGUAUAGAAGGCUCUUGCUUUCUGGUACAGAGGCUUUUCCUCUUCGCUGACCAUGUGUGUCGGAAGAAAUUAUACACAAAACGUCCUGCCAACCUGUGCCACGCAAAGCUGCAUACAGGAAAGCGGGGGCCCGGGGGGCCUGUGGGCCUAGGCUCUAGCUUUGGCUCUGCUUAAGGUGGUGGCCUCUGGUCAAUUAGAUUCCUCACCUGCCAAAGUUAAGGACACGUAUUUAACUUUUAAGGUUGUGAGGACUAUACAAGGUGUAUAUAAAACUGGGUGUCUGGUAGGUGUUCAAUAAAUGAUUUCCCUUUCCCACCCCUGAGGUUAGAGGGAUGACCUGAUGAUCACUAUAGGAGGAAAAGGUAGUAAGGAAUUUGAGAAAUACUGUAUCCACUAUUGGUAAUUCCCCUCAAAUUAAGUUUUCUGUAACCACCAUUUAACAUUGACCUGUUUCCUUCAUACUCGUAGCUAAGUCUGCUGCCAUAACCUGGAACCUCUACAAAGGAAGCUGGAAGAGACUGAAAGGGUGACUAUUUACUGGUCCGUUAGGGUCUGCUCAUUUGAGAUAAGGAACAUUUUAUGAGGAAGGGGUUUGAAUUAACAGAGGCUAUAAUUUAUGUCUCAGGGCCACAGAAACUAGACUGUCUAGCCAGGAGACAGAAGGCCUUCAUUCUAGGCCCAGCUCUACCAUGAACUUGUAGGUGACCUGUGCAAGUCAUUUUAUACAUGUUCACUGUUAUCUAUGUUACUCAGGUUAUCCUUAGCGGAUAAAAAAGGUUUUCUCCAAUAAAGAUGCAAUGUGAAGGCACUUUAAAAAAAAGAAAGUAAUGGCUGAAGAAUACUGGGGGAAGAAAAAAAUUGGAAUUUUUUUGGUUUUUUGGUUCUUUUUUAAAACAAAGUUGUCGAGGUUUUAUUCACCACCAGCUCCUCCCUCUUCUCCCUGCCUGCUGCUGUGCCCCCUUCCGCUUUCCCAGUCAGGGGAGGGCUUCUCUGGCCUCCUCAGCUGUAAUCUCCUGGGAGUAGAGAUCAGUGAAGAGAGCUGGCAGCCAGUAGUGGGCCUCCCCUGGGGCCUGCAGGUCCAGCCAAGCCAGCCCUUCCUUCAGCAGGUGUUCCUGGCAGAAAAAGGAAAAAUCAACUGAGAAAGGGGAGUUUACAUAAUGUAGGGUAGAUAAUCCUCAAACCUAUCUUGGCUUCAGUGGGGUUUUCAAACUAAAUCUACAAGAGUGCCUUCACAUAUUUACACAGCCAAAUUAGAAUGAUUUGUUUAGCCUAGGUCUUUGCCUGAGGUGUGAGAAACGCCACCAAGUUGCUUAAUCUGUGCUGCUGGGAAAGAGGAUAACGACAAAGUGGGAUGUUGUGGAAGGAAGGGCUACAGAAAUAUUUGCUGUAUGGCUUUGAGCAAAUCACUAACUGCAUUCCCUAAAACAAAAUGGAGAUCAGUACCUUUCAGUUAACUUAUGGAGUAACAGACAGCUAGGGGGAAACCUUUUUGGAAAAGUUAAUGGAAAAACUGUAUUAGUAUUAGAAUGGACUCAUAGUUCCUAUAGCUGGAAGUAUGCUCCAGAUGGGUUGGUUCUACCCAAUAUCAUUAAAUGUUUGUUAUCCCCACUUCACAGAUGAAGUUAAGUCUAUAGUUCAACUGCCUGGGUAAGGAGAAAGGUAUUGAAAGCCAGGGUUCCUACGUGUUCAUGCCACUCCCUCUUCACAACAUCAGUCUUUCAUUAGUACCAUGAAAUGUGUAUAUAUAAAACUAUAUGUAACAUGCACUAUAAUAGUAUAUAAUUAUAGCAAUGUAGUUAUCAGUAGUUAAUAAUUCCCUUCACUCUGUACUAACAGUGUUACUUCCAGUACAAGCCACAUUAACCAUCUGACCAGGCUUUACAGGUCAGCAGAGAGAGGCAUUGGUGACUCCCCAGUGGCAGGGGCAGCCUGGCUGUACCCAUGUGCCAGGGCUGGAAGCCUGCCUUUGUGAGUUCUGCCUCUCAGUGCCAUCUUCAGAGAAAUGCUGGGGUUACUUCUGGUGUGGCAGCAGCAGCCUUCCAGGCAAGAAGUCAGCAGAGAGAGAGAGGCCACAGCUCUUGCCUGUGGGGUACCUGUCUACCCUCCUCCUCCCAUCUGGGGCCCAUCUUUUCUGGGCCAUUCCAAAAGUCACAUACCAGCACUUGCCGCGCUCGCUCCGUCUCCCAUUUAAGACUGGCUUUGAUGUCACUGACAGUCACAUAGCCACUUUUCUGAAGGAAGGAGGAAUGGAGGCUGCGUCAGUUAAGAGCGUGCUUUCCCUUAGAAUCCAGCAUCUGCCCAGGGACAAUUAAUUUACCCAGGCAGGAGGGGGAACUGCCCUUGGGUGAAGCCUAAGAGAGCACAGAAGAAUGUUUAGAGGUCCCAGUAGAGAGCAAGAGAGAAGUGACUUUCAGGAUGACAGAGGUAGGUUGAGGGGUUCAGUCCUAAAAAGUAGAGUCGAGUCCCUGGUACUAAAAUAUCAAUGUAGACUUUACCAGAGAACUCUAAAGUGACAAGGAAAGAUUCAGAAUGAUUAACUGAUAGGAAGAAAUGGUGAUCAUCAUAAACUGUUCAUAAUCUAAAAUAUUUAAGUAUUCAGCCCCUAUCCUGCCUCACCCUAACCAUUCCCCAAUCCAGAAAAGUCCCCUCCCUCAUUUAGUUCAAUUCUACAUUACAGAAUUGAGAAAACUGAACAUGUCUUCCCUAAAAACAUGAUAAGGAUUUCGAGGAAGAUGAUAUAGCUUAAGGCAUUGCUGAGGAACAGGAGGAUGGCAAACAAGAUUAAACAUUUUUUCAAAGAAUCCAUAAAGUAGUUUUACGAAGACAUCAAAAAAUCUGUCCACCAAGGAAAUUCAGUUAGUGGUCUGCAUGUCUGUCUACACUAGACUGUAAGCUCCUUGAGAGCAGGAACUAUAUGGUACCCAUCUUUAUAUGCUCCUACAGCCUGGCCCAGUGCUUUGCACUAUAGCUGCUCAAUAAACGUCUGCUAAAUAA
Lagenorhynchus albirostris (white-beaked dolphin) is the source of this 6761-nucleotide messenger RNA. It is a transcript of the gene UBE2Z, whose product is annotated as ubiquitin conjugating enzyme E2 Z. Gene Ontology annotation, biological process: negative regulation of apoptotic process. Gene Ontology annotation, cellular component: nucleus. The transcript has 7 exons. The coding region runs from base 84 to 1145 and encodes 353 amino acids. Gene Ontology annotation, molecular function: ubiquitin conjugating enzyme activity; cysteine-type endopeptidase inhibitor activity. The record is from RefSeq and is a predicted model, not a curated record. NCBI's taxonomy places the organism in Eukaryota, Metazoa, Chordata, Mammalia, Artiodactyla, Delphinidae.